Diaporthe citri is the source of this 2157-nucleotide messenger RNA. RefSeq lists its product as uncharacterized. The record is from RefSeq and is a predicted model, not a curated record. The coding region runs from base 1 to 2157 and encodes 718 amino acids. NCBI's taxonomy places the organism in Eukaryota, Fungi, Ascomycota, Sordariomycetes, Diaporthales, Diaporthaceae. Gene Ontology annotation, molecular function: protein binding. The transcript has a single exon.
AUGCUGUUUAGACGAAAUCCCAACUUGAAACUUCGCGGGGGCGAGCAAAAGCUUGCCAUGAAGGCCGGUGAUGACACGGAGCUAGUGACCAUGCUUCUCCAGGCUGGCUCUGCGAAUAUGGAUGGGUGGAAGGACUUCCUUGAGCAAGCCAUUCUGAGGCAAAACCCGAGAUCGACGAUUAGUCUACUAUUCUCGAUGGACCACGAUGGCCAUGCGGCUAUCGACCCUGCAACAAUUCUACGAGCCGCCAUAUUAGUUGGUCAGCAAGACAUGGCUUACCGGCAGGUCGCAGUGUGCAAGUAUGACUCUCGGGCACUGUUUGAAACUGUAUCUCAGUCGCACAGAUACAAGGAUUACCAAAAGAUUGUGGAGCGACUGCUGGAAACCCGCCCAAAUAUACCGAAUGACAGCUUCGAGGUCCUCGCAGUAGCCUCCGCGGCCAGAUAUCACGACAAGUCCCUUCUGGGCGUCCUCAUGAAAGCCUUGGGACAGGGGCCAUGGGUUGCGCGGUUUCCCGAACCAUGGGCGGACGACGAAGACAUGUUUCGGUCUCGUUGGGUACCUACCGACGAUGAGCCUGGUACUCCAGGACAUAUCCUCGAUUAUGCUGCCGCCCUCAAAAGAUUCUGCGAUGACGAGGCAGUCAUAAAGUCGCUGUUGGAAGCCAAUGUACCUGCAGAAGGGAUGAAAAUCGCAAUUUUCCACGACCUGUCCGCAGAAACAUGGAAAAAAUUGAUUGCAGCCGGGGCAAAUCCAAAACACCCGGACCUUCUUUUGUCGGCUGUGGGAUACGAUAUGUUGGCACAUGUCGAAGUCCUCUGCGAAGCUCAAGCCCCCGUGAACGCGAUGCACAGGUUCAAUGUACCGACUUCAGACUACCAGGCCAGUAGGACUGCCGUACAACUAGCUGUUGAGAUUGGCAGUCCGGAAAUGCUUCAAAUGCUGGUCCAUUGUGGUGGCGAUGUGGAACACCCUGCCGGGUAUUAUCGUGGAGGCACCUGCCUACAGCUCGCUGCUGGUGCAGGAAACAUUGGCCUCGUCCGCCUCCUACUCGACAAAGGCGCCAAGGUGAACGCAAGGAGGUCGCUUUUUUACGGCAGAACUUCCAUCGAAAUCGCUGCGGAAAACGGAAGGCUGGACAUAGUGAAGUUGUUACUACUCCAAGACAAGCAACUUUACCAGACAACUGCGGAACGAUACCAGUUCAUUCGAGCAACCAAAAUGGCAAAGGACAAUGGUCAUGGAGUCAUUAACAAGAUUUUGAGAGAGCAUAUCAACUGGAACAACGAAGACCAGCAACUGUUUGAUGAGAUACAGGGCUCUACCUACAUGAUCAUUCACCUCGAUGACAUGACAGAAAUGCUUCUCGACAGCGAAAGACGCAGUUCUGAGUUCUGGAGUACUCUAGAUGCAGUCAGGAGCAUGAUCGGGCUUCAAAACAUAUUUGAAACAGACGGGAUCGAGCAAUGGAUUGGGGAGUUCGCUGAAGAAACGUCAGAUGACGGCACUACUGCUGGGAUUGACUGCGGCUUUGAAGGAGAAGACAGCAUGACCCCGGAAAAUGGAUUCGCUACAAGUCAGUUUCGCACGGCGACACAGGAAACCAUAGUACCAGCUGGAGAACCCACAAGUCAAGCAGAGCUUCAGUCAGACUUGUUGCAGCCUGGAGAGGUCUUGCCGGCGUAUAAAGACACCCACGAUGCUUUGGUAGAACCAGCGGAUCUGCAAAGCGAUCUGACCGGCCUGCAGUCAGCUGGGCAAUGGCACGCGUGGAAGGUUGAUUCGGAAACGAGUAGAUCCACACAUGCCUCCGCUCCUCGAGCUCUUCGCUACCAGGACAAUAAUCCUAUGUGGCUUGACAUGGGAGACAAUGAUAUCAACAACAUGAUGCAGGACCUCUCCGGCGGCCUAGGCACGCAAAAUAGGAUGGUGGAAACCCUGGCGCAUCGACCUGCAACACAGAAUGUGGAUCGAGAACUUAGCAUGGUGUUAGGGGAGGUGCUCGAUGAAGCACCACACAUCAAAGACAUGGGCGAUGUCGAUGUCGGUCACAAUGGAGUGGGCAAUAUUGGCGAAGCAGAACAUACGCAUAGGUCGCAGUUCAAUUGGGGAGUAUGGGAUGAUGAAACAUUCGCGCUUCACACUAAACAAUUGUAA